AUGAUUACAAGAAUAAAACCUCUUGACAAAUUGGUUGCAAUCUGGAGUGAUAUAGAUUCAAGCUUAAGAAACCACGAUAUCAAUGAAACGAUUCUCUUCUUCAGACGACCUUAUUCGACCACACAUAAAAGGAGAAUGAACCAUCACGAUAAAACUAUUCAGAUAAGUCAGUUUUCAAACUCUGAAUCAGAGUCAAGAAAAUUCACUUCCAUUAUUAUCAUUUUGAAGCUCUUGAUAGCCAAUAUUGCUCAGAGUAAACGCACAACAAAGAGAGACAUCUACUAUCAAGAUGUUGCAUUAUUCAAGAAGAAUCAAAGGUAUUCAAAUGAGCUCAUAGAUUUGAUAGCCUAUUCAUUAGAUCUUUCACCUGAAAUUGAUUUAAUGAUCUACGCAUCCCAAAAAGGAUUAAUCUAUGGUAGUAUAUCACUUCUUAUAAAUAACUCUCAAUUGUUGGAUCUCAAUUAUUCACAAGAGCCUUUGCUAAUACCUUUUGUUAACGAUAAGGACAAUAUUAGAGCAUCAAGUUAUAGUCAAUAUCCGGCAGCUAUCGUUGUUCUCGAGAAGGACGCAGCAUUUAGGUGUUUUUGCAAUUAUAUUAAGCAGAAAGAAACAAGCUUGAAUUUGAUUGUAAUCACAGGUAAGGGUUUUCCAGAUAAGUUAACAAAAAAAUUUGUGUCACUUUUAGCCGACAGUUUCCCAAAAUCUCCAAUAUUAGGCUUUAUGGAUUCCGAUGUUUAUGGAUUGAGUAUUUGCAAAAACUAUAAGUUGGGUACUAUCAAGGAGGCUACAUACCUGUGCCCCCGAAUGAUUUUAUCAGGAGUAUUUCUACUAGAAUAUGAUACCGGCUGGUUAGAUUUAUCAAAAAGAGAUAUUAGAAUGAUGGUGAAUUUUGUUAAAGAACUUAAGGAAAGAACAACAGAAAGUUCAAACGAAAAGCUAAAAGAAGAGUUUGGUAAAUGGCAUAGAGAACUAACACGUGGUUUAGUUUUGUUCAAGAAAUCUGAAAUGAAUGCCAUGAAUCAAGAACUCGCCUUGCCUAACUACUUACUACGAAAGGUUUGCAGUCACCUACAAUGA
This is a messenger RNA of Priceomyces carsonii, 1077 nucleotides long. It is a transcript of the gene SPO11, whose product is annotated as Spo11p. Bases 1 to 1077 code for a protein of 358 amino acids. The transcript has a single exon. The record is from RefSeq and is a predicted model, not a curated record. Gene Ontology annotation, cellular component: nuclear chromosome. NCBI's taxonomy places the organism in Eukaryota, Fungi, Ascomycota, Pichiomycetes, Serinales, Debaryomycetaceae. Gene Ontology annotation, biological process: reciprocal meiotic recombination; meiotic DNA double-strand break processing; meiotic DNA double-strand break formation. Gene Ontology annotation, molecular function: DNA binding; DNA topoisomerase type II (double strand cut, ATP-hydrolyzing) activity; ATP binding.